Messenger RNA from Punctularia strigosozonata HHB-11173 SS5, 486 nucleotides. RefSeq lists its product as uncharacterized. Gene Ontology annotation, biological process: DNA repair; DNA replication; DNA recombination. Gene Ontology annotation, cellular component: nucleus. The transcript is spliced from 4 exons. The coding region runs from base 1 to 486 and encodes 161 amino acids. Lineage: Eukaryota; Fungi; Basidiomycota; Agaricomycetes; Corticiales; Punctulariaceae. The record is from RefSeq and is a predicted model, not a curated record. Gene Ontology annotation, molecular function: DNA binding.
AUGUGGCGUGGCACUGCCCCUCGCAUCAAUGCGGCGCGGUUCUCGCAGUAUCUCAACCGCUCGGUUCGUGUGCCAGGGCAGGUCUUAGGUGUUCAUGGCCCAGAUGGGAUGAUCAUACUAGAAACCGUCGACAAGCAAUGCAUCGAAGUUGCUGCACCGGACGAUAUAGGGCUGGACCAGGCAAUGCAUGUUGAGAUAACGGGCAGAGUGGUGGACAGCGUGACGUUAGAGUGCUGGUGGUUCGAGCGCUUUGAGUCACCGUUGGACAUUCGGGUCUUGAAAUUGGCUAUCGACUUGGUCCACAACUGCUUGUUCGUUGGGCCCCUAUGGGGUAUAAAGUUCGAUUUGCCCGAGCACGCUGCCGCCCCGCAUAUGCCCCUGCUAGACGAGACCAUCUACGAGGACUUCAAGUCCGGGGAGUUGGUGCGGCCGUUCACGUCACUAAUCCCCCUUCCCCGCCUUCAAGAAUUACGCGGCGAGACUUAG